Molecule: messenger RNA, 540 nt
Organism: Aphanomyces astaci
Lineage: Eukaryota; Oomycota; Saprolegniomycetes; Saprolegniales; Verrucalvaceae
Exons: 2
Coding region: 95-430 (111 amino acids)
Cellular component (GO): centrosome; ciliary basal body
Source: RefSeq, a predicted model, not a curated record
GUGAGGAGGUGCAAAUACUUUGGGAGUUUUGCCUCUAUUAAUACAUGAUUGAGAGCAUUUGGGUUCAUUCGAGGUCGAGGUCAGCAAGGUCAAGAUGGCACAACAGGGCGCGUCCAUGCAGAAUUACAACAACGAGCUUGUCAAGUGCAUCGAAGAUCUGCGGGAGAAGCGCGAGGAAGUGAACCGCAACAUCCUCAAAGAAGAGGAAGAGAAGGCCAAGAUUCAAAAGGACCUCACGGUGUUGACCGACCGCCUGAGCAAGAUCAACGAGACCCUCGCCCGCAAGACCCAGGCACGGAACGAAUACGACCGCACAAUCCAAGAGACCGAGGCCGCGUACAUGAAGAUCUUAGAGAGUUCCCAGACACUGCUGCAUGUGCUGAAGCGAGAGACUGUCCAGUUGACCAAGAAGAAGCAGACGUCGACGUAGUUCCCAUUUCGUUGUUGUGGCGAAUAUGCUGACAUCAAAAUGAAUUGGAUUUUAGUAAUACUACUACGUAUAGUAGUACUGGUAAGUAGUAACAGUAAGUUGAUACAAAG